GUUUACUUCUAUAGAUGCUGCUGAUGGCUGCAACCAUUUGCUGCUCUCUUCUGUGUUUUGAUGUGACCAGCCAGGGCCGGGAGGAAGUAAAGAAGCAAAGAAAAACAUUUGAGGCUGUAGAGAAGAUGGGACAGAGCAAAAUAAAAAUGGAGUUGAGAGUUGGGAACAAAUACAGGCUGGGCAGGAAGAUUGGCAGUGGCUCCUUUGGUGACAUUUAUCUGGGUGCAAACAUCGCCACUGGGGAGGAGGUUGCCAUAAAGCUGGAAUGUGUCAAAACGAAACACCCCCAACUCCACAUCGAGAGCAAAUUUUACAAAAUGAUGCAAGGAGGAGUUGGGAUUCCCUCGAUUAAAUGGUGUGGCGCAGAGGGAGAUUACAACGUGAUGGUGAUGGAGCUGCUGGGUCCUAGUCUCGAAGACCUUUUCAAUUUCUGCUCGCGCAAGUUCAGUCUGAAGACCGUGCUUCUCCUUGCAGACCAGAUGAUCAGUCGAAUUGAGUACAUUCAUUCCAAAAACUUCAUCCACCGUGACGUUAAACCAGACAACUUCCUCAUGGGCUUGGGCAAGAAGGGGAACCUGGUUUAUAUCAUUGACUUUGGCCUAGCCAAGAAGUACCGUGAUGCACGGACUCACCAACAUAUCCCGUACCGGGAAAACAAGAAUCUGACCGGCACAGCGCGAUACGCCUCCAUCAACACUCAUCUGGGCAUCGAACAAAGCCGCCGUGAUGACCUGGAGUCACUGGGUUACGUCCUGAUGUAUUUUAACUUGGGCUCGUUGCCAUGGCAGGGACUCAAAGCAGCCACAAAACGGCAGAAGUACGAGCGCAUCAGUGAGAAAAAGAUGUCGACUCCAAUCGAAGUAUUGUGCAAGAGCUAUCCGUCUGAGUUUUCUACCUACCUGAACUUCUGUCGCUCCUUACGUUUUGACGACAAGCCCGAUUACUCGUACCUGCGCCAGCUUUUCAGGAACUUAUUCCACCGACAGGGCUUCUCAUACGACUACGUCUUUGAUUGGAACAUGCUGAAGUUUGGCGCAGGACGGACCCCAGAGGAAAGUGAGCGUGAGCGCAGGGAGCAUGAACGGGAAGAGCGUGUGGUGCAGACACGCAGUUCAGCUACACGAGUCCUUCCACCCGGAACGGGGGCCGGGGCAGUGGGUAACCGGUUACGGAAUGGACAAGACGCGGUGCUGCCUACUCAAGCAUCUCGGGCACAGCAGUCUGCUAAUACCUCACCGAGACCCAUCUCUCGGGCCGAGAGAGAGCGCAAAGUGAGCAUGAGGUUACAUCGAGGCGCUCCCGCCAACGUUUCUUCCUCUGAUCUCACGGCGCGGCAAGAUGCUUCACGCAUUUCAGCAUCACAGACCAGCAUGCCCUUUGAACAUCUGGCAAAGUGACUAGUGUCCCUCGAUCAGCAGGUAGUUUGAUUCCUUCGCUGAUUUUCACCAAUGAUGGGGCGAUUUCUCCAACAUUGACCACUGCGAUGGAGCCUUCAGGGAGGAUAUCAGAACAGGGCUCGUAUUCACCCACUAUUUUAUUUGUGCGAGAAUAGAGGAUGCAAGGCCUCCAUUUCACUCUGAGCACGCUUACAAUGAUCUUGUGUCAAUCACCUCAGAUUUAUUAUAUACUUUCUUUUUCCCCCCGCUUGUUUGGAAGUUUUCUUUUCCUCGAAGAAAACCCAGAUUUAAUUUUGCACCCCCACCCCCCCCAACCCCCAACCAAACCCCCGGAAAGAAGUUCUGCGCCCCAACCUCAAAUAGUCAAGGACUUUGAACUUUCCAAGCAGCCAAUUAUAAAGAAGCCGCCUGUCUUGUUUUCCCCUCCUUUCAAAUGCUAUCCCUCCCCUUCUCUGAGAGCGCGUGCUUACCUCCCAAAAGGUAGUUAAUGCUAGGAGGUGAAGGAAAGAGGAAGCAAAUCUUUUAAAAUGGCUUUGACAGGACCCUUUUUUUUUUUAGGACAUGUAGUAGCCUCUUGUCCCAGUCAUACCAAGUCUGGUCAUUUUUGUAUAUUUAAAAACAAAACGGGGAAGCCCCCACAACAUGAAUUUUAAGUUAAGCAACCCAGCCCCGAGGUGGCUUGGCGCUCAACACCUCGAACUGCAACUGAGGGCAAGGUAUCCUGGUAUGGUUAAAGUGGUACUGGAAUCGCCUUUGGCUUAGGUGACAACACUGGGAUUCCUGUACUUAAAGAGUUUAUUUCAGGCCAUCUACUUUUCCCACUGCAAAAAAAAAAUUCAAUCUCAAUUUUCCAACUCCUUGUAGGUGUUAAAAUCACUUCCUAGCCUGUCCUCUGUCUCCAGGGUGACUAGACUGUCAUGUUUUAAAAAAAAAGUAACUCUUGCAUAUAUUUUAAGAAAAAGAACGACACAAUUUUUAAAUAGAAGCACUAUUCGUGUGAAGGGGAUGGGGAAAUCUUUCAACAAACACUCAUUAAAGAGUGUGUGUGUGUGUCCAAUCAGAACCGUUUGUCCUUUUUGUGUCAACUAUAUAUAUAAUAUAUCAUAUAUGUAUGUAUUACGGUAUAUAUAGUGUUGACAAAACCAGUGGCAUUGGAACCGCAUUGGCUGCUAAUUUUUGAAGAAUGUGUAUAUAUUUAUUUUGUAGGGUAUUGUUUUAAAAGCUUUAUUGUGUUCAGUUGGUCGUGUUUCCUUUCAAAAAGUAGGAAAAACUUCGGUGGGGGGGGAGGGGGUGGGGUGCAGGGAAAUCUGGAUGAAGGUUCUUAAUCCAGGUGUAACAUUUCAGUGCCACAUUCCCAUUCACCACCCCCACUCGCCGAUCUACAGGUUAAGGACAUUUAGCCAAACCAACACUCAAUAUUACAUUUUGUUUUUUUUUUUAAAAAGGCGAGCCAGUGUGAUUUUUGAUUUUCGUUGCUGUUUGCCAACAUCUGGAGUCAUUGCUGUUUGCCAACAUCUGGAGUCAUUGCCUCAACGGCGACUCCUCUGACAUCAGGUGGACCUGGGGCUUAACGCCAUGUGCUGGCAUCUCUGCUAACUACCCAGAGAACGAUCUGAGCACGCGCAGAGCCUUGUAACCUGGUAGUUCUGAAAUGCACAAAGUUCGAGAUAUUUGGGGGAAGGUGAAGACCUGGAAGACAGCUUUGUAGUGAGCUAGUUCAAAUAAAACUUUUUUUUGGCUGUCAAAUUGCCAACAUGGGGCUUAUGCUGCACUUCUCCCCAGCCCUCCCCCUCCCCUGUCAACAACCACAGCUCAGGCAGAUCCAAAGGGGGGUCCUGUUAUUCUGCACAAAUAAGGCGGUGCAGAUGGUGGCUCCACUCGAUUGUAUCUGGCAGUGGGAAAGGAUAGAGCAGAAAAUUGGACAAACGUGCUGCAAUUAAGGUUAAAUAUCAAGGUUUUGGAGGGAAUUUGUUGGAGGAGCUGUAAAUGCAGCACUAGCUGCUUGGGUUCCACUUGGUGCUCCACAUUGAUGCCAGAUUCCCAGCCUGCCAGUGGCCUUCUCUCGGAUCUUGCGCUUUUUAGUACAAUCAGCAGGACUGCCUCUUUUAUGAUGGGUUUUUCACCUUCCUCAACUGUGCUUGCCUGACCAAAAGCGUUGCGUGAAGAGUUACCCGCUUAACUAUUGCCCAGAGAGUAAUAAAGGGGGUGGUAAGGUGGUGGUGGAGGUAGGUGGAGAGGAAACACUUGCCAAAAUACCUACCAAAAAAAAUAAGCCCUUUAAACAUUUUCGGUGAGGUAGCAAAGAGACCUGAUUGCUUAGAGGAAGAUCCAAAGCAUCAAAAAAAAAAGUUUCGAGGAAAGAAUACAUCGUGUUCCAGAGUGCUGAAUUUUGUCAGCUUUGGCACGCUGAAAUGUUUACAUUGAAAAAAAAAAUUAACUAGACCCAGGCAAUUGCUAAGGGGAGUUUUCCGAUCCAGGUGUAAAUGUGUGAAUAACUACUGUGUAUGUGUGUUCUGUGUGCGUGUUCUCUUUUUUUUUCUAAAGGUGUUCAGUGAAAUUCUUGCGAAUUCAGCAGCCAGAAAGUUGAUGGGAUGCUCCGCCAAGCUGCGAGGUCACUUGCUGUAACAUUAUGCUCCGUUGGGCAAAGCUCGAGGUUCCCUAAUGUUUCCGGCGUCUCCCCUGAUCUUUAGGAACCAAAAGGGUGGAGGUGGGGGAGGGUGGAAUGCCUCAAUGUCAUCUUCCCAAAACUGUCCCUGUGGAGAUGGGUUGGUGCUACUUUGUGUGGUAGCAGGAAAUUGGAAGGAGGUCCUGGAACUCAUUGCAAAUUAUUCUGAGGGCCAGUGUUCCUAUAGGAUGGGGCAGGAGGGAGGGAUAGAUUCCUGCGAGGAUUGGUGAGGUCAGAUGUUUGGAUCUAGCAGAGUAGAGCGUGACCCCUUCCCUAGUUUGCAAACUAAACACGCUCGGCUGAUUUUAGGCAAAACCGUUUUGGAAUUGGGCAGCAACUGCAGUAGGUGACCUUGCGUGUUCCAUAAUCUGCUGUGGUAGCGUAUCCCUUCACUCAAAAUGUAGCAGCAUAUUCUCCUUACCACUAGAAUACGGUUCCAUCUUAAAUGACCUACUCGGAAGGGGAAAGGAACAGAGGGAAGCUUGUAUCUUUUUUAAAAUUUUGCUCUCCCAGCUCUGCAGCGGCUCAAAUUUUUGGCGUCAAAGCUAUUGAGCUUAUUGCAAACCCGGGACUGGGGUUUCCGUUACAGGGCGGGGUGUGCAUCGGGGAAUGGAAGGCUAAACAUCUUCAGGGGCCAGACAGAGGGUGUUGGGCGAGCAAGGGCGGGUCCAAUUCUACCACCUUGCAGCUUGAAAGCAGAAAAUGGUUUACUGUCCCCUGCCGAGUAUCUCGUUUCAAGAUUCUUACCCACUGGUUUGGACCUGGUGACAUUUUUUUUCCAGAGUGGAAAUAUAUAAUCACAAUGCAUUUCGUUUUUCUGUACUGUAAACUUGAACGUCACCCUCAAAAUUUUUUUGAGAUAUUAACUGUGCACCGAUGCUAACGUCCCCCCCCUCUUUGAUGACUUUUUUCGGUUUUAUAUUUAAUACACGCGAUUCCUAAGUUAUUUUCCCAUGGAUUUUUUUAACAUUGGUAUUUCAUAAAUAACUUUUUUGAGAUUUUUUUGUAUUUGUGUAAAUAGCGAGUUUUUUGAUUGUAAAGUGAAAACUGUUGCUUCUUUAGUACUGAUGUCAAACAGUGUAACAUAGUUUUAAUUUGUGCAAAAAGAGGGGGUGGGCAGAUGGGGAGGGCAACAUCAAACAUUCGGCGUAUCCCUUCACAUGAGUUGCUGCAAGAUGGACUACAGACUAGAUCAUCUGUCUCUAGCAUGUUAUUGCUCUAAAUGUUGUCCCUUAUGAAGGACCAGUGUAUUAAUCCAACCAGGACUCAAAGGAUGAUGUUCUUCUCUCCCUACUGGAUGACUGGGUAGUGCAGUGUGUUUUUAUGCAGUUUUGUUUUUUAAAUUUUAAACUGUGCUGUCCUUCUUCACUUUUUUUUAAUACUAUAUCCAAAUUCAUCCUGGACAAAGAGGUUCAAGGUCCGAAAUUAAAAAGGAGCUCUCGUCAGCCGUCAGCUGUCAUUGCUGUUGGCUGGCUCCAUAACCCUAAAGAGAAGGAAGAGAAGUCCCAUGCUUUUAGUGGUUGCCGGAAUCGUGAAAACUGAAUACGUUGCAUUGAAAAGUGGACCUUCCUUUCCAAGGUGGCUGCUGCUAUGGUUUUAUUGUUGAGGAUUGGCACCAGGAGUGUGCCAUGGAUAUUGGUGCCAGCCUUCAUCCAAGUGAAAGUAAUGGCAAAGACGCCCCCCUGUUCUAUAUUGUAUUUAUUGCACACUAUCUUAUGAAUGUAUGUGCGUGCGUGUGUGUAUUUUUUGGCUAUUGACAAGAUUCAGGGGAAGGGACUAUUUUUUAGCAAUUAGCGGCCUUAGACUUUCAGCUCAGUUCAGUUGCUUUCACUCCCAAGUUUUGGCCUGUAUGAAGCAUGUGGUGGUGGCUCCUUUUUCAGUGUUCUGUCUGACCUGUUAUAAGGUGCGACGCAGAGUAACUCUCCAUGGGCCACAUGCACCUAGAAACUCGGUGAUUUUAAAUGGAGGAGUGCUUGACAUGUUUACAUGAUACUGACUGCUCUGAGGAGAGAGAAAAACAAGUUAAAUUUGGGGGAGGGGUUAAUGUUUGCAAUAAAAUAGCAAAUGGGAAUGUCCUGUAACUUGGCCGUUAAGUGUUGCCAGCGAUAAUGUCUAGGCUUUUCUGUGUGUGUAAAUGGGGAUUGUGUUCUCUUUCCUCUCGAGGAAACCCAUCUAAAUGUGAACUCGGCUGAAAUGUUCAGUGCUUUGAACUGCCCUCCCCACCACCCCUUUUUUAAAAAAAAAUGUGCUCUCUGACUAUUCUGUCUCGAUGUCUAAUGUACAGUUCUCUAUUCCUGACACUAUUUAACGUUAUUUACAAUGCAAUUUAAUAUGGUUGUUAUUUGUGUACAUUUUAAAACUUAUAAAUAAAAGGGAGAGGAAAAACACCAA
Carcharodon carcharias (great white shark) is the source of this 6453-nucleotide messenger RNA. RefSeq names its product casein kinase I. Gene Ontology annotation, cellular component: nucleus; cytoplasm. Gene Ontology annotation, molecular function: ATP binding; protein serine/threonine kinase activity. The transcript is spliced from 11 exons. Bases 15 to 1397 code for a protein of 460 amino acids. Gene Ontology annotation, biological process: signal transduction; peptidyl-serine phosphorylation; endocytosis. Lineage: Eukaryota; Metazoa; Chordata; Chondrichthyes; Lamniformes; Lamnidae. The record is from RefSeq and is a predicted model, not a curated record.